AUGGGAGAUGAUACACAUGGACUCAAUCUGCAGAGGGAAGUGGGGAUCAUAGUAGCAGUUUCCUUCAUUGGUGGAACCAUGAUUGGAUCUGGGAUCUUCAUUUCUCCCCAGUACGUCCUUUCCACUAUUGGGAGCUGUUGCGAAAUCAGUUUGACCCCGCCCCCCCCCAGCUUCAUUAUAUGGUCCUGCUGUGGACUGAUAGCCAUGCUGGGGGGUCUGUGCUAUGCUGAGCUGGGCACUAUCAUACCAGAGUCUGGAGCUGAGUACAUUUACAUACUGCGGACUGCAGGGAAAGUGGUGGCCUUCAUGUUCGUCUUCAGCUUCAUCAUGGUCAUGAGGCCGGCUAGUGGCACAGGAGUCGCUCUCAUCUUUGCUGAAUAUGCUGUGGCCCCCUUUUACAGCGGCUGCACUCCUCCACAGAUGGCAGUGAAGUUCGUGGCUGCCGUAUCAAUCUUGGUGCUGGCUAUAAUCAAAUGUCUGAGCGUCCGCUUGGCCACAGGCAUCCAGGUGGUCACCAUGGCAGUGAAGGUGGUGGCCCUGGUGGUGAUCAUCCUGGGAGGCAUUGUGAUGCUUUUCCAGGGCCGCACUGAGAACUUUGAGGACUCAUUUGAGGGAACCAAUGCAGGGAUCAGCUCCAUUGGCAUUGCUUUCUAUCAGGGCUUGUGGUCGUAUGAUGGCUGGAACACUUUAAAUUGUUUAACCGAGGAGGUGAAACAUCCAGAAGUGAAUCUUCCUCGGGCAGUGCUGAUAGCCAUUUCUCUUGUGACUACUUUGUACCUGCUGGUGAAUGUGAGCUAUCUGGCAGUAAUGACGCCUAAAGAGCUCGUGUCCUCAAGCGCGGUAGCAGUUACCUGGGGGAAUAAGGUGCUGGGCAGCUGGGGCUGGGUCAUGUCUGUGGCCGCAGCCUUGUCAGCUUUCGGUUCUCUAAACGGGACGUUCUUCAGCGGCGGCCGUGUGUGCUUUGUUGCUGCCCGGGAAGGACACAUGCCAGAUAUUCUGUCCAUGGCCCACGUCCACAGACUGACUCCAUCUCCGGCGCUGAUCUUCACCACAAUAAUCUCUCUGGUGGUGCUGAUUCCUGGAGACUUUCAGAGUAUCGUCAACUACUUCAGUUUUAGCGCCUGGUUUUUCUAUGCCAUUGUCCUGUCUGGGCUCAUCUAUCUCAAAAUCAAGAAGAAGGACCUCCCAAGGUCGUACAAGGUUCCCAUUGUAAUUCCUAUACUGGUCCUCAUUGCAGCGAUAUUCCUCGUGCUGGCACCCAUCAUAGACAAUCCUCAGAUUGAGUACCUCUACGUGGCUUUAUUUAUCUUAAGUGGCAUUGUAGUCUACAUACCCUUCAUCCAUUACAAGCUCUGCCCAAGAGUGCUGGACAAGUUAACAGUGUUCUUGCAGCUCUUCUUAGAGGUCGCCCCUGCAGACAAAAACCUGUAAUUUCUACUGAACACACAUGGAUAGCAUCUUUGAUAACAUGCAGAUAACUGAAAGCUACCAAUAAAAUAAGCCUUUUUCCAUGAAUUAUCCUUGCAUGUUAAAUUACAUCUGAUAAUGCAGUGUUGCUGUUUUAUUUAAAGGUGCAUUUAAAGUGUUUUACUUGCAUUUUUAAAUUGAUGUUAUUGUAAAUUCACAACUUUCAUUUAAGCUCAUUGUAAAAGAUCGUUUGCAAGAUGUUUAAGUUCAAAAUUCAUUAAGAUUUACAGGGGGACACAAAUCCAUAUUUGUCAUUGAAAAACAUUGAUUAUCUUUUUUUAAUACAAUAAACACUAAAACACGCUAUAAUUCAGCAUUGCAGGGGAACUUACAGCUCUGCCAUUUACUGCAUGUCAGUCAUACCUUGCUGUCACUUUAUAAUCAACAAAAAAAUAAAGUAUUUCAAACAUAUCAGCGAACUUAGUGCUCCUGACAUUUCCUGAUUUCUUGCAAUAUUCAGAU
Messenger RNA from Pundamilia nyererei, 1929 nucleotides. Its product is annotated as b(0,+)-type amino acid transporter 1. Gene Ontology annotation, cellular component: membrane. Gene Ontology annotation, molecular function: L-amino acid transmembrane transporter activity. The coding region runs from base 1 to 1431 and encodes 476 amino acids. The transcript has 7 exons. The record is from RefSeq and is a predicted model, not a curated record. NCBI's taxonomy places the organism in Eukaryota, Metazoa, Chordata, Actinopteri, Cichliformes, Cichlidae. Gene Ontology annotation, biological process: amino acid transmembrane transport.